UGAAGUCAUUUUGAGCUGGAUAAGGACUUCAGAACUGGACAGCUACGAACUAGAUUGGACCGGACCUGACAGGAUACCUUAAUAUGGAUAAUGAAAAAGAUGAAACAGAGGAUCAGACAGAAGAUGUGCCAAAAGUUACAGAAGAAAAUGUGGCAGAGGAGACUGACGUAGAGAUUGUUCAGCUGCAGGGCCUGGUGACAGAGCUGCGCGAGGGGCUUCAUACUGCUUUGACGGAGCUGUGCGAGCUGCGCCAGAGGGACAACAGCCUGGAGGAGAAGCUCCAGGCGCAUCAGACUGAUGUGGAUGAUAGGAUAAUGGGCCUCAAGAACUCGCUCAACACUUUCAAGGAGGAGCUGAACGUGGUGUUGUUCCACAUAAAGGAUGUGUCCAGCAGACAGAGGGAGGUGCAGAAGAAGAUUGAACUGCUGCAGUCAGAAAACACCAAAGAUCUCAUAUCUGUUCCACACAGAAAGGGCUCCAAGGCAGAUUUGCUGUCAGCAUCAGGGGAUGAACACAUCUGUAUGCCCAGCCAGGCAGACCUCAGUGUCAUUCAGCACUUCUUUUCCAGUCUGCCAAACAGCGGGUCACCACAGAGGAGCAACACAUCGACACAGACCUCUACCUCUGAGCAGGAGGCUCAGCAGCAGCAGCAGCAGCAGCAGCAGAGAGGGUGUCCAUCCAAAUCUCCAGCGUGGGGAGAGAGGAAGAGCAGCAGAGACGACACAGAGGCAGCCAACAGCUCCACUGAAAACAAUAAGAGACAGAGAGUGGCUCUGGAGCUGCUGGAGUCAGAGAGAGUUUAUGUGUCCCACCUGUCUCUGUUACUGAAGGCCAACAUCUCCUUUAAUGGAUCAGAAGCUCUCACCUCUAAGGACAAGCGUCCAUUUCCGAGCACUCUGAGGUUUCUGAUCCAGCAGCACCUUGAGCUCCUCCAUACUCUCCAGGAACGUGUGCUCAAGUGCCAGUGGCAAGGCAUCAUGGGUGACGUGUUCAUGAGACUCACCAGCAAAGAGAGUGACUUCUUGAACUUCUACGUGUCGUACCUGAAGGAGCUUCCAGACUGUCUGUCAGUCGUCACCAUGCUCGCCUCCAGCUCCGUGAAAUCUUCUGCCUUCCUGGAGAGUGAAAUAAUGGGUGAUGAAUCCAGACCCUCACUCCACACUCUGCUCCUCCAGCCGGUUCAGAGGAUCCCUGAGUACCUUGUGCUGCUACAGGGGCUUCUGAGGCAGACAGACGCAGAGCACCCGGACUACUACCUGCUGCUGGUGUGCAUCCAGCAGUUCAGGUCCUUCACGGCUCAGUACCACCACCUCCUCCAGCACAACCAGGAGCUUCUGAUGCACAACCAGGAGCUUCUGAUGCACAACCGCAAGGAGGUGAAGAGGUCGACCAUGAAACAGCUGUUAAAGACAAUGGAAGGUGGGAUUCAAGCGAACAACAUCGGCUCACCGUACCCGUGUAACAGUGCCACGUUAGAACAUGCCAACCAGGUGAAGCGGAGCAAGCAGCGUCUCCUGGAGCAAAUCCAGUCGCAUCGGUUCCAGGACUGGGAUCGGGAAAAGGAUCAUGACCCUCACUGUUAUGACGCAGAGUGGCCCGCCCACGUCCCGUUCUUCAACCAUGAGCUGAACCACAAACCAUCAGGUCUUGGCAGUAUCCCAGAGACUGAGGGAUCUGAGAGGUCCAUGUCAUACCAGCAUCAUCUGCCCUCCAGACCUGCAGACUUCCGUCAGGUUCAACCGGGGUCUGCUCUAGCGGAUGCUCUCGGAGAGUUCCUUCUCCCCCCAGACCCCCCAGGGAUGGAGAGCCUCUAUGAAGAGGACAGAGGCUCCAUUCAUGAUGUCUCCAUGUUCGAUCGCUGCUCCAGUGCUUCUUCAGAUUCCUCCAUCGACAUCGCCUUUGUGAAGUGUCCCAAAGCGCCAUCAGCGUCUCAUCACACUAUGGCAGCCAAUGUGCCUACAACUCGUGAUGUCUUCGGCAAUGGAGGCAGCCAUGGGAAUGGUUACAGCAAACUGCCCAACCGCGGGUGCGUAUCUCCCGAUGAAGCUGUGAUGAUGCGCCGCAAUCAGCAUCGCCCCCUUCAGGCCAGCCAGCGUAAGAGCAAGUCACUGAACGGCCUGCAGAUGGACAACACAGUGAGUAGUGUGGAUAGUGGUCCUCUGUCAGACCACCUCCAAAGAUUGGGACUGGGCAGCCAUGCAAAGCUGGAGCGCCAGGGCAGUAAGGGCAGCAAAGGGUGCUCCACCCCGUCCCAUAAGGUCCACAGCCCCCUGGGGAACAGAGGGGACAUCGAAAAACAGGGCGAUGAUCUUCAUGGGCUGCUCAGCAUUGACUCCGGGUUCCAGUCGUGGGGCGACGAGCCAAAGUGGAGAGCGGGGACAGAGGAGAAUAACCACACCCCCUUCAGCGAGAGGGGCAGGAAGCAGGACAAAGGAGGCUUCAGAAGCUCGUUCAAGAAACUCUUCAAGAAGAAGAGCUCUGAUGAGAAGAAGGAGAGGGGAGGCGAGAAAACACCAGACAACCAAAACAACGGCGAACACGAGACACCGGGGAAAAAUCCCAGACUGACACAUCUGGAGUUAAACCGUGGCACAGCUGUAUGAACACAGAUUGAGGGUACAUAAAAACUGAAGAAGUACAAUAUGAGGUUGUCUUUUUUAGAACUGCUGUACAGGUUUAAGCUAUUUAGCUAAGCAACUUUUCAUCUCAUCAUUUCCAACUAUGAUGUGAUUUAUAUUUAAAAGACAAAAGUUCUGCCCCUGGCCUUCAUACUGAAGGAAAGCACUUGACAUGGCUGCGCUGCUGCGGACGCCAUUUAUAACAAAACAGCACUUAUGGUUGAAAUUUGGCUGAGUACUCCCACCAAAAUGACACAGGAAGGCAGCAAUGUGGUCUAGAUUAGGCUGCAUUAGUUUGGAGUCAUUUUAGAAUUAAAUGUGACUGUGCAGUCAAAGACCAGCUGAACUUUUUGGAAAUGAUGUGCUUACAAACGUGACCACUAGAGAGCGUAGUUUGACACAGUCCAUGCCCAUGCUGUAAAUAGCUCUGCUCUACCUCCAGUUUCUUCACAGUUUUCUGACAACAAACUCUUUUCUUUUUUUUUUUGUGAAGGUGUUUUAUUUGCACCCAACUUUCAAAUCAGUGCAAACCUAAUUUAGAAACUCUUUUUAAGUGUUUAAAGUAUAUUAUUUAUAUUAUAUUGACAGUAACCGUGAUAUUUGAAAAUUACAUUUUGAUAUCAUGUAAAUAAUUCUGUUCCUUUUUGCUCUCUCUUGGUUUCCCUCCCCCAACGCCAUCUGGUUGCCUUUUUUUAUCUUCACAAUAUGUUCACAAAUUGCUCUUUCGUGACGGUGAGGCCUCGUGUUCACCAAAGUGUUUUUCCCAGCUGAAAUUGCCAGGUGUUCCUCCAGAGACGCCCAUCUUAGUGCAUCGUUUUUUCAGCUGAGAUGCUUUGGUAGUGUCUGGUUGUUAUGAUACAGAAUACAUGCGGAAGUAAAAAUGUUGGCACACAAUAGAGCAGUGGUUCCCAGCUGGUGGCUCACGGUCCAACAGAGGGUUGAGUGACUCGAGCACAUGUCAAGCUUGUAAAAAUCACACCUUAGUUUGAAUUGCUGUGAAUUUCUGACACAGAGCUUUUAUUUUGCUGCUGUAGAGUGAGUGAAUUACUGAAUAACUCACAGCUUCUUAACAGAGACAGCAAACUGGCUCGACAACAUGGACAAACGCAAGUAUGAUGCUGAAUGUGUUAAACUGUGUGGAUCUUGAACUGAUGAUUAAGGAGAGAUCUGGACCCUGUGGAUGGACCAGUUGGGAACCACUGCGGUGGAGUACUUGCUCUGGAGGAAGGGAAGGCUGAAGCACGUAGGGAGAGAAGAUAGACACCCCCCUCAGUCAUUAUGGGUUCAUGGGAGGAAACACAUAUUAAUAUAUAUACAGUAUAUUAACAGAUUUCUCAUCCACUGUUUUUGUUGUUCAGCUCUUGUACAUGUAAAAUGUGACGGCUGGUCUUUGUGGCAUUUGUCCCGCCCCUCCUCCACGGUGAUUGGACAGCUGGGUAAAAAGUAACAGUGACGAGCGCAGAGUUUUACCCAAAAUCCAACAUUUUUCAACUCUCGGCGCUCAGAAAAAAAUAGAUAAAAAAAAUCAUUCUUCAACGGACACGUUCGUCACGGUUUCAGACUCGUAAUUUGAGUGUACCAAAAUUAAUUUGCCAAAAAAGUGACAGAACACACAAAAAACAAAGUUGAAGAUAUAUUUGACCAAUAGCACAUUUUUUUAAACACAUUUUUCUAUAGAUUUCACGAUAACAUCUAUUGUGAAAUCUGUUGGGCGCGAUAAUGGUGUAGUGAGAAUCUGGUUUUGUGCCAGCCCUGGUUCAAAGUUCAAUACUGUUCCCUCUUUGUUUUUCAACAUGGGUGCUGUUCCUAAUUAUUCAGUAACUAUUUCACCACUUCAUCAGACUCUGACACUCAUCUGUACAGGCUUCACUUCAGUUCAUCUUUCUACCAGUCUGCUUAAUGUGCUAAACCAUAAUCAGAAAUUAUCAUAUUGUGCAUAUACUCAGGAGAACAAACAUUAAGAUGAUGUUAUUUUGUGCAUUUUGUUUAAAAAACAAAAUAUUAAAUGUCUCUGUGACAGUUAUGUCUAUGCACUGAACAGUUUUCUAAGAGAUGAAUGUGACAAUCAGGAGACAUUAAGAAUGUUCAGUAAAGGUGCACGUUAAAGAUUCA
This is a messenger RNA of Epinephelus fuscoguttatus (brown-marbled grouper), 4730 nucleotides long. It is a transcript of the gene arhgef33, whose product is annotated as Rho guanine nucleotide exchange factor (GEF) 33. The record is from RefSeq and is a predicted model, not a curated record. The transcript is spliced from 17 exons. The coding region runs from base 84 to 2603 and encodes 839 amino acids. NCBI's taxonomy places the organism in Eukaryota, Metazoa, Chordata, Actinopteri, Perciformes, Serranidae. Gene Ontology annotation, molecular function: guanyl-nucleotide exchange factor activity.